This is a messenger RNA of Arvicola amphibius (Eurasian water vole), 1763 nucleotides long. It is a transcript of the gene B3glct, whose product is annotated as beta 3-glucosyltransferase. Bases 88 to 1557 code for a protein of 489 amino acids. NCBI's taxonomy places the organism in Eukaryota, Metazoa, Chordata, Mammalia, Rodentia, Cricetidae. The record is from RefSeq and is a predicted model, not a curated record. Gene Ontology annotation, molecular function: acetylglucosaminyltransferase activity. The transcript has 15 exons. Gene Ontology annotation, cellular component: membrane.
AGGAGGAGGGGAGCGCGAGAAGGGUCAGGCGCGCAGGGCGUCCGCGCAGCUCGGCUCCAGGAAGGGCGCGCAGCCUCCACCGCCAGGAUGCGGCCGCCCGCGCUGCUGGCGCUGCUCAGCUGCUCCGCCGCUUUUGCCGUGGUGUCUGAGGAGAUAAAAGAAAAGGCCACGCCUUCCCAGGAUUCGGAGCAGAGUAGUCUAUCAAGGAAGCACGACAUAGAGUUAAAAGAAAUUGUGUUUGUCAUCCAGAGUCAAAGUAAUUCUUUUCACGCCAAGAGAGCAGAAGAGCUGAAAAGAAGCAUCUUAAAGCAGGCUGCAAAUCUGACACAGGAUCUCCCCAGAGUCGUCCUUCUCCAUCAGCUGGCGAAGCAGGAAGGUGCUUGGACCAUCCUUCCCUUGUUACCGCACUUUUCUGUAACAUAUAGCAAGAAUUCAGCGUGGAUCUUCUUCUGUGAAGAAGAGACGAGAAUACAAAUCCACAGACUCCUAGAAACACUUAGGCGAUAUGAUCCAUCUAAGGAGUGGUUUUUAGGAAAAGCUUUGCAUGAUGAAGAAUCAACCAUUGUCCACCAUUAUGCCUUCUCUGAGAACCCUACAGCCUUUAAGUAUCCCGACUUCGCUGCUGGCUGGGCCCUUAGUAUCCCACUUGUAAAUAAGCUUACCAAGAAGUUAAAGAGCGAGCCCCUGAAGUCUGACUUCACCAUAGACUUAAAGCAUGAGAUUGCCCUCUACAUCUGGGACAAGGGCGGAGGACCUCCUCUCACUCCCGUGCCCGAGUUUUGUACAGCCGAGGCCGGCUCCCACUGUGCCACCACGUUCCAUUCCUUCCUACCGCUCUGUGGAACACCAGUGGAGAAGGCGGCGAUUUUUGUUGCAGUGAAAACAUGCAAGAAAUUUCAUGGCGACAGAAUCCCCAUCGUAAAGAAGACAUGGGCAGCACAGGCAAGCCUUCUCGAGUACUACAGUGACCACGCCGAAAGCGCCAUUCCUACAGUGGACCUGGGAGUCCCCAAUACGGACAGAGGUCACUGUGGAAAAACUUUUGCCAUUUUGGAAAGGUUUUUGAAUCGCAGCCAUGACAAAAUAGCGUGGUUAGUGGUUGUGGACGAUGACACAUUGAUCAGCAUCUCCAGGCUCCGACAUUUGCUUAGCUGCUACAACGCCAGUGACCCGGUGUUCCUGGGUGAGCGCUACGGCUACGGGCUGGGCACAGGCGGCUACAGCUACGUCACGGGAGGCGGUGGCAUGGUCUUCAGCAGGGAAGCCAUCCAGAGACUUCUUGCCAGCAACUGCCGAUGCUACAGCAACGACGCCCCCGACGACAUGGUCCUGGGCAUGUGCUUCAGCGGGUUGGGAGUUCCCGUGACACACAGUCCCCUCUUCCAUCAGGCUCGGCCAGUAGAUUAUCCCAAGGACUACCUCUCCCAUCAGAUUCCUAUAUCGUUCCACAAACACUGGCACAUUGACCCGGUGAAGGUGUAUCUCACGUGGCUGGCACCCAGCGAGGAAGACGGCGCCAUGCAGGAAACACAGAAGGAUCCAAGAGAAGAGUUAUAGAACAGAACCUGGGAGGAGCAGAGAGAGUCACCCCAUGCACUGAGCUGUGGUCCAGCUGCUUGGGUAUGCCACAUGAAACAGACACUUCUCAGCCUUCGUGGAAAUAGGGUAUUUUUUGAUGGGUGGACUCGGGGGAACCUGGGAAAUUCCUAGUUCUGAGUGAUGUUGUUAUUGUAACACAGUGAUUACUGUGCCUCUUUUUUUUU